Messenger RNA from Beauveria bassiana ARSEF 2860, 1860 nucleotides. RefSeq names its product ankyrin repeat protein. Bases 1 to 1860 code for a protein of 619 amino acids. NCBI's taxonomy places the organism in Eukaryota, Fungi, Ascomycota, Sordariomycetes, Hypocreales, Cordycipitaceae. The transcript has a single exon. Gene Ontology annotation, molecular function: protein binding. The record is from RefSeq and is a predicted model, not a curated record.
AUGGUAAAACUUGGGGAUUUACCGAAUGAGCUCGUUUUCAGCAUUGUAAGCUGUCUUGGUCAGCCAGAACUCAACGCCCUUGCCCAGACAUGCCGCUCCAUGUACAACAAUGCCAAUGGCAGCCUAUACCAAUUCAACAGGACGAAGAGGAGAAGCUCGGCAGCAAAAUGGGCUGCUGAGAACGGUUCGAUAGCAACUUUGAAACACUGUGCUUCUGCUGGUGUCAAUAUCGCCGACUCGUCGCUGGAACUACUUCACGCCGCGGCUAUGAAUAAGCGGACAGAGAUGGUCCAAUACUUGUUGACGUUGGAUGGUAUCGAUGCUGCCUACAAAGACGAUUCUGACUGGACGCCCAUGUUUUAUGCCUGUCGAAGUAAUGCGGUAGGCGUCGUUGAGACCCUUUUGCAGCACGGUGUCGAUGGUGCCUCUCCUGGUCUCGAGGGCUGGGCCCCCCUCAGCAUUGCGGCGAGCUUCAAUUCCUGCGAUGUUGCCCGGGCUCUGAUUGCACACGGUAUACCUCUGAACACACAGAGUCAAAACGGCUCGACUGCGCUCAAGGCAGCGUCGAGGGGAUGCUACACGGCUGUCGCUCAAGUUUUGCUCGAGGCUGGUGCGGAUCCUGAUAUCCCUGCCUUUGGCGGCUGGGUGCCUCUGCACUCGGCUGCCAAAUACGGCAACCUUGUACUUACUGAACUGCUUAUCAAAUACGGUGCCAACAUUGAAACUCGACAAGAGCGCGGCUACAGUGCUCUUGCUCUUGCGAUCGAGGCCGAGUCGAUGCCAGUGAUUCGAUGCCUCCUUGCGCAUGGUGCUAACGUGAACACCAUCACUAACGCUGGCUGGUCACCACUAUGUCUUGCCGCUGAUAUUGGUAAUGAAGAGGUUGUAACAGCACUUUUGGAAUACGGAGCAGAUCAUACAUUCGCUAUCUCGAACGAGUGGUCAGCCCUCAACCUUGCAACCUACAAUGGGAAUAUAAGCAUUAUUGAUGUGCUUCUGGCGCACGGUGCACUGCCCGAUGGUUGUCAAGAUGUGGGAAGAAACACGAUUGUCAACGCUAUUGAUAAAGGUCACCUGGAUGUCGCGAAGAAAUUGUUGCGUUGUGGUGCGCGUGUCGAUGUCAGAACUGAACGGGGAGAGACACCUCUGAUGAGAGCCGUUCGGAUACACAAGACGGAUUUUGUGCACCUGCUUCUGGAGCAUGGCGCCAAUGCCAAUACUCAAAACGUCAUCGGAUGGACACCGCUCAUCACCGCCGCGCACGAAGGCCACCAUAAAGCCAUUGAGCCACUGCUCAAAGCUUCAAGCGGCAACCUCAACUAUUCCGAUACAGACGACCGCACUGCCCUUAUUCACGCCUGCAUGCGUGGCAACCGCGAUGUCGUCGAUACGCUCGUACAGAAUUAUCCCGUCAACUUGGCCUGCCGCGAUACCUGGGGCUCGACUGCUUUGUCGAUGGCUGUGCGCAAUGGACGAACGGAAAUAGCGCGUGCGCUCCUGAUGCGUCUUGAGCCAGAGGAGGUUCACAAGGACGUGGAUAACCUCGGCCGCUCCAUCUACCUGUGGGCUACACGCAGCGGAGACAUGGAAAUGCUAGGAAUCUUGCAGGAUUACUGCAACACACACGGCCUGGUGCCGACUACAGACCUGUCGUCUGUCGACGUUGAUGCGGCGUCUUUUGCCGAAAUUAACUGCUGGUGCGAUGUUUGCGGGCAAUGUAGCAUCCACGACCGCGACACCAAAGCUUGCAUGGUCUGUGAUGAGGGCGAAUUCUUGAUCUGUGCCUACUGUCGUGACAUGGGAGCUGGUUGUCGAGGCAAGGAGCACAUGUGGCAGUCUUUUAGCUGUCAAGCGGAUUAG